Messenger RNA from Momordica charantia (bitter melon), 1171 nucleotides. Its product is annotated as VQ motif-containing protein 9. Lineage: Eukaryota; Viridiplantae; Streptophyta; Magnoliopsida; Cucurbitales; Cucurbitaceae. The record is from RefSeq and is a predicted model, not a curated record.
GUAUAGAUUAGAGAGCAAAAAUCAGAGUGAGGACUGUGAUCUGUUUGUAUAGAUAAUAUAAAUUAUGGAUAAAAGCUGUCAUCAAGCAUCUGGAGAAUCGACCAGUACCAGUAGCAGUGCCACAGGAAGAGACCACAAUUCUCUCAAUCUCAGCAAACUCUCCCACAAGAUCUCUAAGGCCACUUCUUCCCAGCUGAGAAAGCCCUGUUUUGAGGCUCCUCUUAAUCAAAGUCAUCCAAGAUUUAACCAUCCCCAAAACAGGCUUCAAUCGGCAUCGCCUCCUAUUCAGGCGCAGCAGCAACAGAAUCUUCAGGCGCAGCAGCACCAGCCACCGGUGUAUAACAUUAACAAGAAUGACUUCCGAGAUGUGGUUCAGAAGCUUACGGGCUCGCCGGCUCACGAGCGGUUCUCAAAUCCUCCGCCUAUUCACCCUCCUAAGCCCCAAAGCUCCCGCCUCCAACGAAUCCGGCCUCCUCCUCUCGCGCAUGUUAUCAAUCGUCCCCCUCCUUCUCUAAACAGCAACAUGCCCCCUCCACCGCAGCUACCAAACAAUCCUAAUCUUAACAAUUUCCACCCCUCGACCGCCGUGAAUUUCGGCCUCGCCGGCCGGCCAGUGGCACCACCGCUUUCGCCUUUGCCUCCACUCCCCACCGUCCACGCGGCGGCCGAAUCCCCCGUCUCUGCCUACAUGCGUUGCAUCCAGAAUUCAAACCCCACCGCCGAUUCAAAUCCGCCGCCGCCUCAAGGAUUUUCGCCCCUCGGCCCUCUGAUCUCAUCCUGCUGGAACAAUUUCACUACACAGCAGCAGCAAGGUCCGAUGCCUCCCCCGCCAUUUCAUCCACAGUUUCAAGUUCCACCAUCAUCCGCAACGGCAUUUGGAUGCUUGACCUCGCCAAGGUCCGCCGCCCACGCUGUGUUCUCCUCCACAAAUCUGAUAUUUUCGCCAUCGACAGGCCAAUUAGGGUUUCCACAGUUGCCGCUCUCGCCUACCGUGCCCGCCACCGCGUCAAGCCCUAGAUGGAUCGGCGACUAGUCCCCUUCUGGCGGGACAUUCAGUAAACGUUGUCGUUUUAUCUAGCAGGAGCCUUGGAAAAGAAAGAGGGAAAAUGCUAUUAUAUAUUAUUAUUUUAUUAUUCAGUGUAGAAUUUAAACUGGGUAAGUUUAUUUGAAA